Triplophysa dalaica is the source of this 4075-nucleotide messenger RNA. RefSeq lists its product as uncharacterized. The transcript has 13 exons. Bases 20 to 2755 code for a protein of 911 amino acids. Lineage: Eukaryota; Metazoa; Chordata; Actinopteri; Cypriniformes; Nemacheilidae. The record is from RefSeq and is a predicted model, not a curated record.
GAAAGAAUGAAAUAGUAUAAUGAUAAGGAAUAUGUCCUCAGUCCAAGAAAUUGCAAUGAGGUGUAAAGUCCUGUUCUGUUUAUGGUUGCUGGGCCUAAUAAAGCCAGGUUUCUCUGAGGAUGUUUCCGUGCCCCCUGGUUCAUCAAUUGUCCUUAACUGCUCUUUUACAUUGCCGCCUAUUGUUGAUCAUUCUCUCCUAAGUAUCACAUGGUCCUUCAACGGUUCAGUCAUUGCCUCAAAGAACCACUCUCAACCAGGCUUUUUCUUGAAUACCACCGAUGCCUUUUUUGGCUCUUUCCCACUGACUGUUUACAACACAACUCAAAAUCAGCAGGGGGUGUAUGAGUGUAGCAUGAGCUACAAUGAUACAGACUACUCCACAGAUGUAACGUUGACAAUUGUAGUUCCCCCUAUGGUUUACAUCAGCUCACUUGACGUGGUCCUAAAAAGAAAAUGUGAGAUUGAAUGUUGGGCAAAGGGGUUUAGUCCUCCACAAAUAAUUUUUACAUGGACACGUGCAGGAGAGAAAAUCCCAGCACCCUACAAGCUGCUGGUGAACCGUACAGAGGAUGGCCUUUAUGAUGCAGUGAGCAUUUUGACCUUCAUCCCAGACCUUUCUGACCGAAAUACAACCUUUGGCUGUGAGGUGCAGCACAAAGCACUGCUGGAACCAACCACAAAGCAGUUUAAGCCACGUGUAAUUGUGCUUCCAAAGGUGACUUUAGCUAGUGUCUCCUCCGGUACUCACACCUCUCUGCUCACCCUCUCCUGUGACAUCACUGGGUUUUUUCCUCACAACAUAUCUGUUCUAUGGAUCCAGAAUGGGGAAGUUCUUCCUGAGCAUUCCGAGGCUGUAGAGAAUGAGGAUGGAAUGUACAAAACACAUCGGUACCACACCCUGAGUCUUGAAGAAAGGAAAAAGGGAGGAGAAGUCCAGUGUGUGGCCCAGCAGCCCCAUGUGUCCGAACCUGCCUAUGGAACCUUAGACCUAUCCACUAUUGACCCACGCGAGCAAAAUCCUGGACUAAAUAAAUCGGCAAAGGCUUCAGUGGCACUGAUGAUCAUUUCACUUACACUUGUUUUCUUGCUCUGCUUUGGAUUUUCCUGGAAUAGAAGAGAUGAGAAGCUCAAGUCUCUGAAUAUAUCAGCAAUCGUUCUACCACCCAGGGUGGUUGUGGGUAGGAAAGGCAGAGUCACAAUCAGUGUAGAAGGCAAGUUGGCAGACAGAGUACAGACGGCUUGGUUCCUAAAUGAUGUCCCUAUAAAAGACACUUCAUACACAGGAGAGAAAAAAUAUGGUCAUUUUCGUUCAGCAACCUACACUCCUCACAAUUCUCAUGUGUCUGUAGCAUCAGAAAAAGGUCUUCUGCUGUCCUCUACUGCGGCAGGAUAUUACAAGCUACACACUCAGCUGCCUCUGGGGUCAUCCUUUGGGACAAACAAACAGCUCUUCUCCUCUCUCACCUUUAUACCCAAUCUGUCCAUUCACAAGGGAGCAGUCUUCAAAUGCCGGAUCUCGUAUAAGGGCAAAGACAAGACUGUGGCAGAAAGAGUAUCUGAUAAAUUUACUAUCCUAGCACCACCACAAGUUUCAGAGAUCCAGUUCUCAGAACCAAAUGGUGACGGAGGUGUGGUGACAAUGACAGCCCAGGCUACUCACUUUCAUCCAGACAUCAUCACUUUUCGCUGGUUCUGUCAGGGAGGGGAGCUGUGUCCAGUUUCUGUUCCUCCGGCUCUUGCUGCUCCCCGGCGUGAUGGAGAAAGUUUCUUUUCAGCAAUGAGCCAGUGCAGACUUCCCAAGGCAGAGCUGGAAAGAGGAGAGACCAGGGUGUGGGUCACUGUUCACCACAUGGCCCUGAAACGGCCCAUUACCCGGGAAACCAGAGGGUUCAUGAAAAAACCCACCAUUUCAGAGAUAACCCCCUCUUCUCUUCCAUACACUAUGGAAAGACCCUUGACCCUUGCCUGUGAUAUAAUAGAUUUCUACCCUCCUGAAAUCUCAAUCAAAUGGCUGCACCUAACAGAGUAUGUGAUUGAGGAUGAAGAGGAAACCAAGGUGGAAAUAAAGGAAGGAUGUGAGCUUUGGGGCCCUUUGCAAAAUCUGCCCAGGACAUUUCGUGCAAAAGCAAUCUUGAAGAAUGUGGAUAAGACAAUAAGGGGAGAUGAAAUAAUUUGCAGAGUAUCCCACUGUUCACUUCUGAAACCAAUUGAGAGAGUCUGGAAAAAUAUUGUUGUUCCAUCCAUACCCUCCUCUUUGUCAGUAUGCUGGAGCAGGGAUGGUGUCAGAAUAUUCUCAAUACUGCUUGUUGGAGGAAACCCAAAUGCUAAAGUGCUCUGGGCUGCUGGUGGUGCAACUUUCUUGAAACUUUUGUCAAAAGAGACAGAAAAAUAUAACAGUGAUGGGAAAGUAGAGCUUAAGAGUGUUUGUGCUGUGGUGAAGUCACAGGAAAGUCGCAGAGGAGGACACACACACAAAAUAAGGUCACCUGUUGUGGACCUUGAUGCAGAAUAUGAAAUGAUGAAUACAUUGGAGGGUGAAAUGAAAUCAGUAAAAGAGGCUCAACCAUCUGAACAAAAGGAGCAUAUACAAAAAAAUAAUACAGAAGAGGAGAUGCAACUGGAUUCGUCUUGUAUUAACAGAGUGUGUCUGACUGAUAAAAGACAGGAUCUAAGUGUGACUGUGGAGAUUACCCAUCCUGCACUGAGCCUGCCUGUAUACCUUUCAUGGAAAGAGCCUGUGGAUGACUCAUCCUAAUGGAUUAACAAUCUUGUGAUCAUUUACUCAGACCUGACCCACGUCUUUAAAUCUAAGAUAUAUAUACAUACAUACAGUACCUGUUUCCCUAUAUACAUACAGUUGAUCUAUAAAGUGUUUGUUGUGUAAAACAAGAUGAAUCAUGUUGGAAUAUGUUCCAUAGUUGUAAAAUUGCAACCUAUAUAUUAAAGUGAAUAACAAUAAGAAUCAUUUAGCGGGUAAAGAUUCAAAGUUACAAAUGUACAAUAACCAGGUUGCAUAAGUAUGCAAAUCCUUUUAUCAUUGUGGCAGAAAUCAACAAAUCACAGACGGCAGAUUCAGGACCUCAUUGUUGAAAAAUAUAAAUUGGGAUAGGAUUAAAAAAAGAAUCCAGGACAUUGAAUAUACCAUGGAACAAUGUAAAGACAAAGUUAUCAACAAAGUCAGAAAUAUAGGCCACAACAGUGACAUUGGUAAGACCAGGACAUCCCACUAAAAUUGUUGAGCAGACAUAAAAAUAACUGGUAAGGACGACUGCCAAGAGGCCUGCAGCAAAAUUAAAAUAAUUGCAACAAUUUAUGGCAAGUACUGGCUGCUCCUUAUAUGUGACAACAAUCUCCCCAAUUCUUCAUAUGUCUGGGUUACAGUCAAAAUGCAGAUGGAUUGACAGGAAAAGUAACAAUUUACCUUUAAAGCUCGGAAGUGGUGUCUAAUGUGUUUUUAAUCGGUUACCAUGACUUCCAAAAAUACUUUUGUCAGGAGUUCUUUGGCCAAAACAACAAAAGCACAUUUAAAGGAUUUAUAAUACAAGUAUAUUUUAAAUGUUAUUUUUAUAAUGCAUUUGAUUGAGGGGAAAACAACAGCAUUAUGCUGUCAAUGUACUGUCUGAACCCAGAUAAAAAAAAUGUGUUAUUGUCAUGAUUCUGCCCUUCUUUAUGUUGUUUUUCUAGUUUGGAGUGACAGGAUUGUUACAGUCCCAUUUAUUGUGUUUGUGUUUGGAAGCACAUAGACAUUGUUUGAUUCUUUGUGCCAUGUGCUCUCCUGUCCUGCGUCUUAGCCCCACCCCCUUGUUGUUUCCAAAUUCAAUAUCCCAUUAUCAAUUCAAGCCCUUCACCUGUCGCCCUAGUUAAGCCGCUUUUGUUCCCAUCCUUUUUAAUGUCCUUGUGUUUGCUCUCCUGUGCUGGAUCGUUUGUCUUCAUCCCUGUCUUGCCCUGUUGCCCCUAGUCUGUCUUUAAGUUAUGUUUUAGUCAAGUUUUAUUUUUUUUAAGUAUAUCUUUUACUUGUUUUCGCCCUCAAGGAAUUUUUAGUUAUGUUAUGUUCAAUAAAAUGUUUCUUUGUUGA